GAGCGAUCUGGUGAACCGUGAAAAAGAGAUUCAAAAGAUUCCUUUGGUGUUUUCCAUAAUCAGUUUGGAACUUCAAGCCCAGACAAUGAGCCGACUUACUGCUCUUUUUAUUCUUCUUGUUGUUAUUUCGAUUUGCGCGGCUAAGUCGUCGAAAAAGACCGCCAAAAGCAAAUCAAGCAAGGUGAUCCAAAUUCAUAAACACAAAGAUGCGGAACACAAGAAUAACAAGGGGCACAAGGCUAGCACCGCGAAAAAACAUGACUCUGUUAAGAAAGAAAGUAAACAACACAAGUCUGCUGAUAAAGCUACCAACAAAACUUUACCGGCUGAUAAAAGUUCCAAUGCUACCGCUGAUAAUAAGAUUGCCAACAAGACUACUGUAGCAAAGAAUGGAAAUAAAACUCAAGGUAAAUCUUAUCAAGAGUUUUAACAAUGUUAAAAAUAUAAAUAGACGAUUGUUAUGACAGCAGCAGGUACCUACCUGGUUACUUUGCAAAAAUAAAUCACUGUAUUGGAGACUGGCAAUCUGAUCGAGCAAAGAUUUUAGAAAGCGAUUUAGUUUACAUGUUGGAAAAAAUGAUUAGAAUGAGUAGGUAAUAAAAUCAGCCGACGAAGGGCAUUCAAGAUUGGGUUUUUCAUUUCUCCAGCAGAUAAAUACAGGUUUUCACUUAGUCUGAAUAUGUUUAUGAUGUCUAAUGGACGAAAACGUUAUUCUACUGCUGAUCGGCUAUUAAGCUAAAAAUCUUUGGCGGGUGCAAUCUUAGGAAUCAGCGUAAGUUGAAGGCCAGAACUUUGGUCUCUGAUAAAGUGAGAGGGUGUUCAAAAUACUACGACGACGUCUUGGCCAAAAUAAACUGAUACAUCAGCUGACCGAAAAGUCUCAUAAAACUCCUCAGUGAACUUGCUUUAUAUGGCUGAAGGAGUUUUUGUUGUUUUUUUUUGUUGCUAGUGCAAUUUUUGCAGUUUAUAUAAUUAUUGUCGGGAAUACAGUCAAUGUCUAGGAACAGGAAAGGGUCAAGAUAGAAACUCGUCGCUUAUCUUACAUUAUUUAUGAAAAAGGGAAAACAGAAGAGUUUUCCUGUAGGUCGAUAGCUGUAACAUCCAUAGUAGCGUUGUUAUCAAUAUUCGAGUGUCAUGGAACAACUAGACAUUACCGUGAGCACAAUAUACAGACAUAUGUAUGUUUGUUUCUUACUUUGCAAUAUUGACAGAAGUAUAUAAUUAUAAACUGACAGUUGUCCAUGCCAUAAUAAGCGCCAUAGCAAAUAUCAUGUAGAAGUUAACAGUUAAUUAUCAUCUUCCGAGUUUGGGUCAGGGACAUUUCUCUGAAAUAAGUUUCCGAUAAAUAUCCUCUUUGUUUCACAAUGCAAGACGAGAGGUCACCGACGUGCGUCUCGUUUAGUCACAUCGGCACAGAACUUUUCUUCUAAGUUAAGGUGAUGGAUGUUACACGGGACGAUUCGCAACGACGAUUUUUAGCACAACAAUGUUGUAACCAUUCGGCGAAACAAUGUCGCAACAAUUGUGACGUUGUAUUUCGCUUAAGUGUCAUUGCGAAUCAUCAGUCGCGUAACCAUCACCUUUAAGCAUUUUCACAUCAGUUACCAAUUAGCAGUUCUUGACAGAUUUCUGCAGUGGUAAUUAUACACUAGUCAUCAAGUUUACAAGGAGUAAACUUUAUAAAACGUCUUUAACUAGCAAAACUAAUCUUUUCUUAAAUACUCUUUCUUACCCCUGGCAUAUCUAAUAUGAUCCUUCUAUAAAGAGAUCUCAAACUGCAACAUGCCAAUAGUAACUGCACUAGUAGAGGAGACUGAAAUGUCUCAACGUAUAAUUGAGCGGGCCACCAUGCAUGUAUUUGUCAAAAAUGUAAGUUUAAUCUGUUUACCCACUAAAACUAGAAGGGAGAAAACCUGAGCAUCGGAGGAAAAUCUCUCGGAAACUCAAUGCUGAAUUGAACUCUGGUUGCAAUAAUCAGAGGCAAGUGCAUGCCUCGUUACCACCUUUACUUGUCCUAUGCUGGACUUUCCCAUACAUAGCAAUGUAGCUAGCCGUAUAUAGUAGUUUUAGAGCGGAGAAAUAGUGAGCAUCUUGGUGAACAAUGUAUAUUUAUCUUACUACUAGAAAAAAUAAGUAACGCGUACGGUGAUCUAGUAAGUGAAUUAUCACUGUAAGUUAGGGUUGAUGAUAUAUCAUUACAGGGAUAUUCAAAGGAAUUAUUACUAUGGCCAAAUGCAAAAGCCAACCUUUCUUAUUACAUUGUAGCAUUAAGCUAACCUUGGUUAUAACGGUUUUUGCAUCCGCAUUUCUCUUCACAGCAAUUUUAGCUCAGGGCACACCAUCUGAUUGUCAAAGUAUCGUGGAAGACUACUCCAAAGGGAAGCUUCUCAUGUAUGAGUACAAAAUCCAGAUGAAACGCUGCAUGAAUAAAGCAAAGGAAGGAGGUAAAUCAAUUACACAGUCAAGCGAAUGAUAAUGAUUUAACAUCGUUUGAAUAAAAUUAACUAACCCACUAACAACUAACCAACAUAACUGACCCUAAUAAUAGCUAGCAUGGCCGACGCAAAAUCAGCGCUGUUGCGUCCAGACGACAGCUCUAUAGAAGAGGACUCUGAUCAGGCCGUUAAUGUCAGGCCAUACAAUGAACACGUGACAGACGAGGAGAAUGAUAAUAACCAUGACGAGUUUCACGAGAAUGAUAAUGAUAACGAUUACAAUGAUGAUGAUGAUGAUGAUGACGAAGACCCUGAAGAAAAACCAGGUGUGAUUGGAUAUUAAACGGUUAUGAAAAAUGUAACUCAUUUGCAAAUUAUGCAUGAAACGUGCUAAAACAAUCAUUACAUUAACGGAAGAGGAAAUGGGAUUGUUUGGGAACAAAGGAAAAAUUUGGAAGUAGAAUUAAAAAGGGUGUGAAAAUAAAUCAGUAUAUUAUUAAUAAAUAAAUUGGAAUAUCAUGGAUAACAGGAAGAGUUAACUUGGAUUUCAGUCUACAGCUUUUUAUGUGAGCGAAAACUCCAAAAAUGCUGUUUUUAUCAAGAAUUAACCUGUAACAGCAACACCAACAGCAAUAAUAACAAUAAUAAUAAUAAUAAUAAUAAUAAUAAUGAUAAUAAUAAUCUCGGUUAAUCAGGCGAAGACAAUUCCAUGUUAUGUGUUGAACUUAUGACAACAUUGAUUUCCUCUUUGCGGAUACAACUGGUUUUUCGUCAAAACUCUUAUUAUGACGUAAUACCAAAACAGGUUAGGUGAGAUAUACCUCCAGCAUCCGAUCAACCAAAUUUGGUGACAUAUUUUUAAUGAAUUUCUCAAUCAAGUACAGCGUUUUAAAUUUGAAGCUUUCCUUUAGUGCCUAGUCAAGCAAAAAUCUAACGGUCUCGCUUCAGAAAAUGCAUCCCUUCACAUUAGCUCACAUUUGCCUGGGUAUUGUUAGCAUUUUAAGUGGGUCUAACCUCAGGAAAACCAACAAAGUACAAACUAGUUUCAAAAAAGAUCGACAAAAGAUCGGAGCUCCUAGUCAAUGAUAAUAACAAUAAAAUCUCGAAUACCUUAGUAAAAAAGUUAGUCAAGAAACCUUAUAUAAAGACUGAAAUAUAGACAUCAAAGAUAGACAUCUAUGCAGCCGGAGCGUAUGGGCAAAUUUUGGCAUCGGGUUCUGGUUUAGCACUCAGCCGAAAGACAAAACGGAAAAGGAUAUGCCAGUGGUUAAGUCAAGGCGAGAUAAGCCCCUUUCUACUUUUUUACUCAUCCCCUGUAGGUGGGGAACUUUCAUAUCUUAAAAAGUAAUUGGACGAAAUUUAUUUCCCAUGCUAAGCUUAUUUAUGCGUUUUCAAGUAUUUAGUGUUUAGACGAGCAAGGAAUAUAUUGAUUAACUUACCCUCGUUCUUGAACAUCUUAGGUAGUUUACUGAUAGAGCAGGUCAGACGAAUUUUGAACUGAUUAUUAAUAUAUUUUUACUUCCUUUAUUAUCCGCUAUAGAGAAAAAGAUGGAGGUUCCAGGGCUUAUGAGUUAUCAGUCUCUUAAUGCGCCUAUGAUGAAUUACAACAUGGUUCCUCAACAGCAGGCGGCGCCGGUACCAGAACUGCAAACCGCUAACUUCUACCCCACCAUGGGUAAAAAUCAAACUUUUCUUUUAAUUAAUUUACUUUCAUCAAAAACUUUCUUGAAAUGUGACGAAUUAUAGGUUUUCCCAUCAUGAAUUAUGUAAUGUACUCAUUUGUGAGCUGCCCUAAAUCCGCGAUCACUAUAGCAGGCAGAAAACGCAUGAUAUAACUCACUUACCUUGCGAAAAAUAUAACCAGAACUUUCCAAGUAUCUAGAAAAAAAAAUAGUUGGAAGUUAAGUGUGGGAGUUUGAUUUAAGAUCUGACGCUCUACAGGCAAGGCCCCCAGAUUACUAAAACAUAAUGAAACAUUCACAUUCAUGAAUUAUCUACAAUAGUCGUUCAUCGGCCUUGCCAGCAAACAAUCCGAGAGAGCUUGCUCAGAAACUAUUUAUCGGUUAUAAUUAAGGCGCAGUUUAUUCAGUAUCGCCAGAUAUCAGUGCUAAUGAUCUGUGUUGUUUUCCAGUUGACACUUGAUUGUUUUCACUGGUGCAUUUGAGGGUUCUGUAGGUUGGUUGCAGAGGGGGAAGGAAGUCAAGGGAAGAAAGGGAAAAAAACUAAUGUCCCUCCGGGGUCCCUGGGUCAUGAUUCACCUCAGGUCUUAGCUGUAGGAUUCACGUUAACACAGAAGCUAUGCAUGUAGUUAAUUAGUUUCACAUCGUGAUUUCUAGACCAAGCCCAGUCACUCAACACAGCCGUACCACAGCAAAACCAGGAAGCAUUUGCUCCCAGUGCUAUAAACCAAUACCAGGCGAAUCCUGCUCCUCUUCAAUCAACUGUCCCAAAUAUGGCCAUGAAUCUUGCUGUAGCUAAGAGCAACAUACCAGGAAAUACACAGGUCAGUUUUAUCAUUACUUGAGUUUACAUCGGUAGGCCACCACGUGGCAGACGCUUUCCGGCGUGGCUGAGUACAUGGUUGUGACUGCAUUUGUUCAGUAGUCCAGGAUUCAACUCUUUGACCAUGUUAAUUUAUCAAUUUUGUUCUCGGUCAUGUCGCUCCUUGCAAAUAUGUCGCAAAAAUGUAAAAAAUGAAGAGUAAAUAUGGGACAAAGAUGGUAGAUGCUCAUUUGAUCACAUUUGCGUACUGAAACACAGGGGCUGUAAAUAACUAGAAAAAUGUUGCAUUUAACAUCUUUUCCCCAGCUUUACCCCUUAGGUUUUUCAGUGUGACAUAUUUGCCAGGAGCAAAUUUUUCCAAAUCCAUUUUUUGGCCCAGUGUUGCCCUCUGUAUGCUAUCUUCAACUUUAGUUUUCAAAACCAUGAAUAAAGCCAGGAGCCCAAAAGCACCAUCACUAAAACUGUUUUACAAAACCCUCCCCAUAUCUCUCACCCUUAUUUUUGUCUUUAACAAUCUUUUUCCGGCCACAGAACACUGCCUCCCAAGCAAAUGCAGUUUUCGACCAGUGGCGAGCUAGUAGCUUUGGUGCCACAACUGCUGAAAAAAAAGAUCAAACGCCUAAUGCACCUGCCGUGCCCGUUAAUGAUCCAUUUGCUGAAUUUAUGAAGAUGCAGUCUACCAGCAGCAACAGCCUUGAAGCAAUGCCUGCAAGCCAGCAAGCAGCUAUGCCAGCGGCAGUAGAGCAAAGAAGCAACAUUCCACAACAACCCGCAAGUAUGUCAGUUCCUAUGCAGCCCCAGAUCACCAACGCGGUCCCAAGUCAAAGCCAGGCCUUUUACGUGCAACCACAAGAAAAUGAAGACUUCCCUAAAAAUCCUUGAAAAUUUGAGUGUAAAGUGUUUCAGUGACGUGUUUUCGGAAACACUUUUUUGGGCAUUAUAGCAUCCCACUAUGUGGAGUGCGCUAUGUAUGAUAUCAGGAUUUUCUCAUUGGAGAGAAGCUUAAACAUCAUUCAGCUUUCUUUUAGCUUAACUUAACAGGGCCUCUACUCGGAAUCAGUUUCCCGCUCUGUCGUCUGACAGUUUGAUCAGUAAGACUAAUGUCUUUUAACUUCUGCUGUCAAAUAAAGGUGUUGUAUUUCUAACACAGCGUCCUGGAGUCAUGUAACUAAAGCUUCCUAGGACAUUACAAAAAUUGAACUUCCAAAUUUUGUUAAAAAUUUAAAUCAUUCUCAGGACUGAACCAAAAAUUGUGCCUGUACUUCAAUACCCCCCAACUUCGUUCCCAGGAAUUUUCGGUAACGGGGUUCCCGCCUAAGCUACCCCCGCAUUUGACUCCUUUGCCGUCCCCGGGGGGGGAUUCAAAUCAAAUUCUUCUGGGGGAGAGGAAUUUGAGACCAAUGCAUAGUAAGGGGUUGGGAUUUUGAGCCGUUGCCACUAUUUCUUGUGACACGCGCUGUUGAACAUAUAAGCUACACUGGACAGUUAACAAUGUUUGCGGUAUAUUUGAAGGUACCUUUAAAAUGUCUUUUUUUAUGAUUCUUAGUUUGAACAUUGAAAAUUGAAAGUUGUGUCUAUAAUAGAUACAAUACAGUUCAUUUGCUUUCAAAAUUAUUAGAGGUCAAAUGAUGUCUGAUCGCGAAAAUUGUCCACGAAAAUUCUAAAAUGCCCGCGGUGCAUCAUCGGAACUGAUGCUGAGGGUCUCAUAAUCUAUAGACUACGAGUAGUCGCCCAUUUUUCCUCAGGGAUAGUAGAGCGAGCAAAACGCGUGCGCGCGUGAAAAUCAACCCACGCGAGAAAAGGCGACACGCAGCGGGAGACAAAACGUGUCGCCUUUUCUGGCGUGGGUUGAUUUCCACGGGCGUUCGCGUUUGGCUCGCUCUACUAUCCCUGAGGAAAAAUGGGGGACUACUCGUAGUCUACAUAAUCUAUAAAUUCAGCCGCUUUCUACGAUAGUUUUGUUCAUAUUAUACAUGGCCACAGUGCUUUCUCAGUAAGGUUUGAUUGUAUUUGAUGCCAUUAAUUUGCCGUAUUUAUAAAGUUUUUGUUCAACAACCGUCAGCGCUGAACCGUGUGAAACUUGAGAUACUAUGCAGCGGUCAGUUACAGACACCUUAGCGCUCUCUCGUUGUUCAUUGAAACCUGUCCGAUAGACUUGCUUCAAGAGUACUGGAAGAAGAGUAAUAUGGACACUCUUUAAUUUCCUCAGGGGUGGAGACAUAUGACCAGCUACCGUAAAAUAGACAAAUUCAAAUGCCCGGGGGGCUGCUUGGAGGGAUAUUUCGAUCGAUGACCGGUGGGAGUUUGUUUUUUGUCUUUGGCUUUGAAGGCUAUUUUGUCGAAGAUGGGGUAGAACUACACGGCAAUUUUGGUCCCGAUUAGUAAAUUUUUUUGCCGAAAAAAUAAGAAACAACAAAAUCAACCCGCUUAUGGCUACUGAACUCACUUUUUCGUAUAAAAUCCUGUUUUAUCUUAGCGUGCGUAGCUGGCGGGAUUAGCCGGCGAUCGGUGCUGUUAAGCAUCAGGCGAACAUACGAAAAUCUCAAGGGAAGUUUGGGUAGAGGCCGGCAAACCCCGACCCUAUUUAAGACGAAAACUUCUCAUUUCGCUACCCUGUUUAAGACAGGAGACACUACUUUCCGACCCUGAUUUGCUUCGAUUUGCAUACAGAAUUUAGUAAUUUUUCGCAUUAAAAUCGUGGAAAUAGAUAUUUAGGAAAAAAAUUAUCGCUAUUGCAAAUGUAGACCCCUCAUCGCAAGUCUUCAGACUCUUUGAAAGGCUUCUAGUCCAAAAAGACAUCCCGUUCAAGACGCUCAAUAGUGAAAUUGUAUACCCUGUUUUUAAAAGACUCAACACCCUGAAAACCAUAGCCUGUUCAGCGGCACAUACCCGUAUACAUGGGCCAAAUAAGGGAGUACCCGCCGCCCCCCACCCCCCGGGCAGUAAAGAUCAAUUUGCCGUUUCAUAUUUUUCUACAAGUCUACAACUGGGUCAUUGGUUUGUUCCUGUGGACUAGACUUGCUACAAGUCGACCUCUUGGCGAGGGGAGCGAGCCUUGUUUGGCCGCGAAGCGGCCAACCGCGAGCAACGAAGUCGCGAGAGGUCCAAAGAAGGACUUUUGGAAAGUCGACCUGUGGACUUGCUCAUAUUUUUACUAUUUCGUAUUGCAUCACGGGAUAGCGUCAAAAUGCCUGAACCAGUUUGACGAGAAUUGUAUUGACCAAUCAGAAAGCUUCUUACCGCAAAGUGCUCGGCACAUGCUCGAUUGUCGGCGUCUGGUGAAGAAGGAAGACAUUUUGGAAGAGACAACUGGUUGAUCUGUUACAUCGUCGUUUUCGAAUUCGGUAUGACUGGAGGUUAUAGCGGGAGAAAACUGUUUGUCGGUGGGCUCCCUCCAAAGGUCGACGACAAGGCUCUGCAUGAUGUAUUUUCUCGUUUCUGGCACAUUGAGGAAGGUUUGUAUUCGAUAGGUUAGAUCAGCACUUCGAUCAAUAAUUACAUGUAAUAGCCUGGAAACUAUUUAUUUCCCUAUUGCGUAAAAAAGCAAGCUUAUAGAAAAUACGAUUGCCGUUUUCUCUGAUUGUAUAUAUUGGUCUGGGCUAUCUAGUUACACUUGCAAAAGAUAUAAUUGCGACGUGUCGCUCGAAUGAAUUUGGCUUCCUUGUCAUGAUCACGUGGGCGCUUGCAGUUUUUAGUACACUAGACUUUAUUGCUUUUUGCUUAAACUAUAUACCUGUAUUGCAGACGAAAUAUGUAUAUCAGUGACUUGAAUUUCUAGUUUAAUUUGCAAGAAAUCACAUAAUAUAACUGAAUAUGAGCUUAUAUGUCAGUUGUCACAAUCUACAGUACCGUUCAAAAGUAAGUUGGCAGCAUUGCCAGAAAUUAGGGACAAGAUGGCGCUUGCGCGUGCGCACCAAGGCCAUAAUGGCUGUGAAUUCGUACAAGAAAAUGUAUGGAGAUAAGGAAACUUGUUCAAAUAUAUUGAUUAUGAGCUUACGGGUCUUCGGUGCACGACUCGAAACAUGUUGAGUGCUGUGUAACCUUCGCAUCUGGGUUAAAAAUGGCUAAUUAGAAGUAGGUUUACUUACUUCCCGAAGUGGCCACUUUUAUCUCUCAUUGUAUGCUCCAUUUCUCCAUACAUUGUCUUAAAAUCUUGCCGAAGUCAUGUGAAAUACUCGUCGAUUAGAGGAUAAACCCUUCAAUGAAGUAAAUUUGCACGACUCUAUAUCACUUCUGCGAUGUAAGAUGUUUCCUAAACAGUCAUAAAAAGGACGAUUUUGGCACUGCAAAAUACUUCCAAAGGCGCAUUAUUUCCCUCAGUUUUCCAUCUGUAGUCCAGUAUUGGACGCCAUAGUUGCGAAUGACACAUUUCGGUUGGACAAAGCUUUGCAACUCCAAACCUCACCGAAUCGCCAUUUUGUUUGUUGCUACAACUCCAGAGAUGCUUCACGGGAUAUAAACUAGGUUCCAGGCAUUCAAAAAUCCUCGAUUAGCCUACCAGGCUUGGUUUUAAAACAAAAUUGUCACGAAAAUGUCACGAAAGGUACAUCCUCGUACUGUUUUCAGGGUUGUCAUUAAGAGCCGGGGGCCGGGGAUUUUCCCCGGCUACUAAGAGAGUGGCCCCCGGCUUCUUUUAUUGGAAAAUGGAGAGAAAAUAGAAGCAAAAGAAAUCCCUAGCCGUUUGAUUCCCCGCCUACUUGUUGUAUUUACCCGGCAACUUGAAAUCUUAGUGACAACCCUGUGUUUUGUUGCUAUCAGCCGCUCGGCCGAGUAUAAACCUAACAUUUUCUUGCAAGGUGUUUUAUUCCAGCUUUUUUCUUUGUAAAACAGAUCCACAGAGGUCAAAUUAUUUAGAAAAUCACAGGGGAUACGCUUUCCCUGACUGCGAUCGUUUUUGUCCGUCAUUUUGAAAAUAAGAUUCCGCUGACAAUUAAUCAUGGGUGCGAAAUGUCCACGAUUUCUGGCAAUGCUGUUGCGAGUCUCAAUUCUCGACUCGAUUUGCACUUCUCGAUUCCCGCGAGAAUCGAGAACAAGCUAUCGAGAAUCGAGUCGAGGAUCGAGUCUUGCUGUACAGAAAACGAUAGAUUCAUCAAUCACUGAUUUCUCAAUAAUUUUACAAAGACCUAAAGCUGUAACACAACACGGCAUGGUUAUAUUCGGACAAGCGACUGUGCACGUGUGGUUGAAACAAGACCAAUUCAAGUCAUAAAGGGAAUGUUUCUUUCAAGGACAUCUGUAUCAAGCUUCAUUUCCUCAAGUAAAGUUUCAAAUGCCUUCUCCAAAUGCAAACAAACAGUGUUUACUCGUUUGCAAGUAACAGCAUGUUUAUUUUGUAACGUGAAACGAUUCUAGGCUUAUCCGGCUGCUUGGCUUGAUAAGCUAGAUAGAUCAGCUGGAACAUACACAUCCAUCCAUAACAUGACUAAUCUCUGAAACUGCGUUCGUGAUUCUCGAAAACUUUCGAGAAACAAUGGUUCUAAUUCUAGUAGGAAAUUUGCGCGUUCUUUAAAGUUUGAGGUCUGUGAGAUAAUUUCUCUUAAAAUUGGGCUUGUUUCUUCCGUGAUGGAACAUGAUACUGGUGAACUUUUUUGUUGCCUAGCACGUGACUGCAACUACCGUGAUGAAAAAUUGUGUGAUGUUAAUUUCAAAAGCGGACUUAGUUGCACAAGACAAAAUAUUGUUUUCAAAGCUCUUGGAUGUUUUAGAAGUUUUCUGAAACUUUACAUGUAUAUUCAAAUUGAAGCUUUUAUGUACGCAAUCACUUCUCAUAAAAAGCAACGGGCGAAAUAUCAAACGGAGAUGCUCUCGCGUAUCACAUAAACAGCAAUUCUAGUCAAGAGGUCAAAUUACAAGUGAAGUUUCCAGCGAAAAAACCCCCCCAAACUGUAGACACCGACAAUCAGACAUUCAACUGCAAUAAUGCCGAUGGACAUUCACAAACAGGCAAUCGAAAAAAUAUUGGCAGGUAAAAUUCGAAAGCAAUGAGAAGCCCUUUUGAGACUUUUUUUACACACUGUCAUGUAUUUGUCAUUUAUUUACACAAGCUGCCUUUUACAUGUAUUUGGAUUUUACAGAUAAAAAGUCAUAAAUGGGUUUUCAAGUUCAACUAUUACUGACAAUUUCUGCUAUUUUUUAAAUGAUGCAAAAUGCCGUUUGAACAUUAUUUUUUUAAGAUUUCGACACUAAGUGUCAUCCAAGCCGUGCGAGCGAAUGCAAAUGUCAACUGCUACUGUUUUGCAUACAUGUAGUUCAGGAAUUUCUUGCAAGAAUCAAAUGCUGAGUAGAGUUUGUUGUUUUUUGGAGUAGAUAGACUUUUUUGAUGUGAGAGAAGUUAGAAGAUGCUCAAAACUUGUACAUUAGGUUGUAGAUUCUCACAGCAAUUGAGUAUCGAGAGUAGAGAGCAAAUUACUCGAAACAAAAUCUUUUUAAUCAAUUAUAAACAGAGAGGCCGCUCUGGUUUGAUAAGUCUAGUAGGAAUCGAGAAGCGUGACUCGAUUCUCGAUUCUCGUGAGGAAUGAGAAUCGAGUGUCAACUUACUUUUGAAUGGUACUGUAUUAACAUUUACUGGCAGGAAGGUGUCAUAAGUGUUUGAAUAAAAAAUAGAAUGCACAAUGACGUCAAUUUACUAGUAUGAGCAGAAUCCUUUUCGUUUUGCCUUUCAUAUUUAAAUUUGGUAAUCCCAGCGAACUUUGAAUGACAAAAGCCCUAAUUUUCGCUCAAGAAAGCAAAACCCUAAAGGAUUCUGGUCUCAGUAGUCAUCAUGCAAAUAACCUAUUGAAACUGGUCUUGCUCUUGCUAGAAUAAUUGGUAGGACCCUGGUAACUCAAACUUGGAUAAGUCGAACCCUCUGCUAAGUUACAUGUACAGUGCAUACCAGAACUAAGCGAACAAUGGAGAUGCGAAACUGAUGCAGUGGAUGCGUCAGCUUGGACAAAAGUACAUGUCAUCGCUGAUGAGCAUCUGCAUCAGCUCAGGGGCACCAGGAAGGAAAAGAUUCUUCUUCUGUUAUUCCCUGUGACAGCUUUGCUCUUUAAGGCAUUGUUGUAAAAAAUCAAAGCAAAUUCUUGGGUGUUAAGAAGCUCGAUAGUUGUUCAUUCUAAGGAACUUUUCAUGCGGGAUUCUGACCGUGAUUGAUCGAAUUGAAUUGGGCAACUUGCAAGGUUGUGUUUGCAAAAUCGCUCAGCAUCGUACUUUUAUAUGUAACUGUAAUUCUAGGUUUGUACCCUGAAGAAAUACCAGCCGUUUUUUGAUGAACUGAAAGCCUGUGCCUGCAUUUUAACAAUGACAAAAUCGGCACAAAAUGAGAUAAAUUUGCAGGGGAGAAUCAAAAAGUCACAUGCUUGGCUUGUUCAUCGAUGUUCAUCCAAUGUUCAUCUGAAACCAGCAACUCAAACUGAUGAUCAUGCACAGAACUGAUGCAAUGAAACAGAAAAUAUUCUAUGUUUGUCUCCUUAAACAAACAAAAUCAACUUCUGUAAUUUAUGUUUCAGGUUUAGACUGUUUAAAUUCAUUUCUGAAGUAACUGAAUAUGUUUUGAGCGUCUCUGAGAUCUCUGAGACUGUAUGAGCAGUUAAAAUCAAAUGCAAAUCUUAUCUCCAUUGUAAUCAAAAUUUAUGUGCAUCAGGUUUUUACACUUUUAAGUGUAUUUUGUUAGGAUACUGCAGGGAAGUGUCUUGACGCCAAAUGACAGUUUUACAGUUCAUUUGCGCGGUGUGUUAUAAGAAAAAUUUUAGCCUGUACCGAUCCAUCAGUUUGAUUCUUGUAGGCUUUUUAACAACUGUACACAUUACGUGUCUAUUAACAAGGAGAUAGCUCAUACAUACUAAUGAGUCUUGAUGUGCACUGACCUAGUUCAGAGAAGACAUGAAUGCUUGUCAGCUCACCUGAUGCGUGGACACAUCCAGCCUGACGCAAUCGACUUGUAUUUCCCGAUGCUUAUUAUGCGUACCGGUAUAUCAAUAAUUUACAUGGAAAAUUGAAUAUUUACUUGAAUAAUUUGAACCCCAACUAACCCAAACUGUUUUUCACCUCCCUUUCGACUUUGAGUUGCCAAGGUUCAAUAUUCACAGAUGGCAUGGGGGCUCACCCUGUACAAAAUGUGUCCUGACUACGAUUGUUAUAGCAAGGAGCCCAAAAGUGUGAUGUCCUUUAAUUAACUGACAUUCUUCCGUUCAGACGUUGACCAAUCAGAAGUCGAGGACAGUUUCCAGUUGGCUUCUGAUUGGAUUAAAUCUACACAAAAGAAUGUGAAUAAAUCAAAAACGGUCGAACUUUUGUCCUCCUUGCUGUGAGUGGUUGUUGGUGACUGGAGAAUUGGAUGGGAAAUCUAGCAGUUUGUUAGAAGUCAUUUGGGAUUGUUUCACAAUCAUUCGCCCCUUCUGUUUUAAGUGGAACUGAGUUUGAAUUUUUUUGUUGACUUGGGAAAAUUUUCAUUAAUUUUUUCAGCAAUAAUUGUUACAGACCGUGAGACUCGAAAAAGUCGCGGCUUUGGCUAUGUGACCUUUACAAAUGAAGUUGAUGCUAAAGAGGCAAUGUCGUCAAUGGCAGGAGAGCGCGGCAAGGUACCUGUAAUUGACCAUGUACAAUUACAAUAGUAAAUUAUUAGCGAAAUGGUGAUAGGGUUGUCACUUGUUGUUAUACUUUUGCUGCACGGUAGGAAUACAUUGUAGUCAAGUCAUGUACAUGUAGCAGUACAAUAAUCAUUUACAUGUACAUGUACCUUGGAAUUCCGGUUUGUGCUUUAGUAGAGCUUGGUGGUCCCUGGUGAAUACUUUUGCCUUUGGGUGAGCAAGUAAUAUGUUAACACGAAACGUUUGUGCUGGGCACCCCCUUGUAGAGGAAGUAAAUUCUCCUUUGAGAGCACAACCUUAGAAUUAAAAUGAUAACAAUUUGAAAUCUUUUAAAAAAUGUUGUUGAUGGCAGAAGAAAAGACAGCAUUCCUUGGAAAUUUGAAUAAGAGCAAACAAAUAAAGCAAAGAAGUUGACUUUCUUCAAAAGAUUUAUUACCAGGAGCCAUUUUGAAGAAAAUGUGAAAGUUUGAAUGACUGGUUUAACUGACACAAAAAAAUUUGGAAAUAAUUUCCAAACAAUUAUUGUUCAAGCCGUAUUGACAAAAAUGAUUUUGUCAAUCAUGUUGCAAUGAUUUUGCCAAGAUUAUACUUUGUUUUACACGGCAGUACACUUUAGAGGUGACCUGAGAGAAUGUUCUGCAGUAUAAUCAAGCAUUUAAGAAACUGUAGAUAAAAAUCCUGUAAGCUGAAGUUUAGCCAAAAAAUAUCAUUGUCUGCAUGAGAACCACCCUCUUUUACACUAAAGUACCCCUUGGCCUGUUGCUGAAAAUCAGGAGUUUAUAUACAUGUACAGUGUAUGCAGGUUACAACUGUAGUUGUAACAGAAUGAUUUUUAGUUGUUUGAUAAUUGUGUGUUUGGGUAACAACGAUAAGGUUUUACCUAUGGUUUUUCCUUUGUCUCAAACUGUGUUGUGUCUCAUUCUCAAGAAAUUCUUUGAUCAUGAAAUGACCCUGGAGUAUGCAAAGGACAAGCCAUCCAGUUCACCAAGAGGUGGAGGCAGAGGAGGACGAGGUGGUUUUAGAGGAGGCUUUUCAGACCGAGGGCGUGGCCCUCCCCGUGGGCCACCCUUCCGAGGACCUCCUCCUGGGCGUGGUCCUCCAAGCAGGUCUGGAUACUAUUGAUUCACCUGUUUGUUUAAUCAGGCAAAUAAACUACAACUUGUAUCAUAAUACUGUAUACAGUACAAGGGUACUGCUUUUGGGUGUUACACCACCAUCUGAGAAAACUGACAAGAAAAUAGUCUAAGUCAGAAAAUAUCUUAAAUUGAGUUGGCUUCAUGAAUACGUCCCUCUUUAAUUAAGACUCUUUCAAAGGUCAUACACUGUACCUAGUUGGCUGCUUAAUAGAGGCUGACUCCUUAGCAGAACCAUUCCAAAAUCUAUCAUGUACAGCUGUAGUACAGCAAGAAUCCUCUAAAUAGAGGUGUGACAUUGUUUUCCCAGAUUGUGUGUGAUUGUAUUCUGGCUUCAUGAACAACCUAGUACAGUGCACUGUGCAUGUAGUUUACUUCCUUCUGAUAUACAGUUCUUCGGCACGAAAAUGCACAAUUACAGUUUUAACCAUACUGCAAUAUUAUUUGUCUCUGUAUGAAGGUCUUGUGACUCUAUUGACUUGUUGUAUUAUGUAUCAUUAUUGUUACUUUUCAGGCCAAGAGAUGGUCCCCCACCCCCUCGUGGCAGAGACAUGCCUCCUCCAAGGGACAUGCCACCUCCCAGGGAUAUGCCACCUCCCAGUCGAGGUCCACCUAGGGGCCCCCCUGUAGAGCCACGAAGAGGACCCCCACCCCCUGACAGGUGAUCUGAAAUUUUUUUACAGCAAUAUCUGUUGAGAAAUUAAAAACAAAUUACCUAGAACAAUGCAAAAAGGUCAUUCUUGCAUUUUGGGAUAUUUAUAUGCACAUGAAAUGUGCCCUAUGGAAUGCAGGCCAUGAUUGAUGAUGACAUUUCAUGUCUUAUUAUAGCAUACCUAUCAGUAUACAUGUACAUGAGUAUUAAUGUUUUUUUGUUGAUAUUAUUGACCUUUUAAAGAUUUUGACAGUAACUUUAUUUGUCAGUUACAGUGUACAGUAUUGUUUGCAUUACCACACAUGUUCAAAAAGGUUCACAACUGACAAUUUAUGUCAUUACUGAGUCAAAUCUUAAUGUUACAUGUAUUCAAGUCCUGAACUUGUGCAUGUAGUCUGCAAAACUGCAGUGUACAUGUUUAGUGAGCAGAUGUAAUUUCAUGUAUGCAAAACACUGUUUGCUGUAAAGGAUUGUUAAAACACAUGGUAGAACUCAACAAUAUUGUUAACUACUGACCUUCUUUUCUUAGAUAUGAUGAUUAUGGCCCUCCCCCUGAACGUGGCUACCCGUCACGAGAUUAUGAUCGUGCAAGCUACAGUGAUCGUGAAAGGGAACGACCACCAAGUUAUGGAAAUGAUUAUUAUGGCAGCAGGUAUACGCACACUCUUGUUGUUUCGUGAAGUGUUUUACAUGUGCAGUUUGUAAGGAUGUUUGCCUACAGAAAGGUGAUAGUUUUUUAAAUCAAGCUUCCUUAGAGAGUUCUUUAUUGAUUUUUAUUCCUGUCCUAAAGUUCUCCUGGAGUGUCUGUAGCUAUUGUGUGUGUGUGGUGUUGUUUCUCCAGGUAUCCUCCCCCAGAGCGUGGUAGCGGUGGCAGUGCAGGAGGUAGUAGCUACUCCAGUAGUGACAGAGGGUAUGGACCACCCAUGGACAGAUAUGGAGGUUCAGAUCGCUACAGCAGUUCUGAUCGGGGAUAUUCUAGUGAUCGAGGCUAUGGUGACAGGUAACCAAACUUCUUCAUUUUGUCACCAAGAGUGAAUUCAUAUAAGCCGUUUCUUAUAUGCAAAUGAGGCGCACAAUAUUGUUAUGAGCCGCUUUUGUAUUCACUGGUAAUUUACCUUGGAAUGUACGGCACUUUUCCAAAAGAAAUGGGAGUUAUCUGAACCAAAAAUAUUCUGUACGAGGCAAAAGUAGUACUUUUUAAUAUACUUGCCUUUUUCUGAUUUUUGUGAUCUUUUCAGUUACCGGCCACAGCCGGACAAAAAUUGCGGCAUCAGUUGUUUGACAAUUUUCAGUUGGUGAGAAAAAAUACAGCGGUUGAGGACGUGCUUUUCCCGGUAUUUGAACAUUUGUCCGGGAGAAACACGGGUGAAACUCAGGCAUCCUGCGUAAAACCACAUGAUUCCAACUCUGUUUUAAUUAAGAAUUUGUAGCAGUGGUUUCUGUUUGGUGUGUGCCUUCUCCAUUGUUCUUCUUAUUAGCAUUUAGCGAUUUUUAUUAGCUUAUAAGAAAUGAGUUAUGCGAAUUCACUCUAAUAAGGGCCCGGCGGGGGCCAGGGAUUUCCCCUGGUUACUGUUAGCAUAACCCUGGCUACAGCUGUAUAUUCAUUGGAAACAAAAGGAAAAUACAUGUAGAACCAAGAAAACUUGCUAGCUGUUCAAAUCCCCACUUGCUACAUGUAAUUGCCCCAACCAGACAACUUGAAACCUAAGUGACUACUCUGCCAUUAGGCUUCAUUUUUAUUUAAAUUAUUUCCAUUGAUGCUUGAUGCUUCUUUGAUGCCGGUACAAAAUAGUUUCCUUUUCGGGUCGUGGAUAAUUUAUGCCCAAAAUUGCCGCUUCACUAAUUCUCUGCGUCGCACAGGAAGCGAGACGCGACUGGUGAUUUGCGUUUGAGCGGUACUCUAGCUCUUCUGGGAACUUAUUUCUUGUAAACCUUUUCUGCUUUUUCUUUAAAUGUAAUAUUAAAAAUGUGUUCCAGAUCAAAUUCAAAUUUUUUAUUGUAAAAGUUGGUUUUUUGGGGGAAGAGAAAAUCAUGAUACCCAGAGAAAAACCUCUUGUUUGUUUGUAAACAGAUAUGGUGGAGCCUCGGGAGGUGCAUCUGAUGAUCGUUACGCCCCAGAUCGAGGUAGCUAUGGUAGUGACCGCCAGGAGAGAGGUGGAUAUGAUUCAGGCAGCAGUGGUUAUAGCAGCAGUGACCGGAGCUACGGGGGACCAGACCGUGGGUAUGGUCCACCCCCUGAUAGGUAUGGCCCUCCACCGGACCGUGCUCGGCCUGCAGGAUAUGGAGCCCCUGCUGACAGGCCCUAUUCAUCUGGAUCUUACUCAGGAGGUAGGAACUUAUUUCGAAUGUAAAGGCUGGUAGAGAGAAGUUCCAUACAUGUAAAUUGCAUGUGUACGAGUCGCCACUGAAGCAUUCGUACAGUUUCAUAUGGCAUUGUUUAGUGCUCGUCCGAAAAUUGGUGCGUUGAAGAUCAAAUUUUUGGUGGUUUCAUACCAAUUUAUCUCCGCUCUAUCAACUCGAUCGUCUUGAAACAAUAUCUUUCGUUUCGGAAGCUUGCUUAAUAAAUUGACUUUGAAAUACGGUUCCUGUUCACCUGGUUAAUAACUGAUUGUUUGGAGGACAGUUAUGGCAAGUAACGAUUUAGAUAUACAAGUCUAGAAAUGGUAUCAAAUCGGUCUUCCGAAAAUUAGGCAAGACUCCUGCUGUGCAAAAGCGGAAUUUAUAAUAAACCGAUAAUUACGGCUAGCAAGUUUGAUCCAACACGAGAAAAAAGACGCUGACAAUUACAUCUACAUAAAACACUCUAGCAGCUAAAUAUUUCGAUGUCGUUGUGGCAUUACGACAAAUCGCCCUCGAGAAAAACCCAUGUAAACGUUCUAGCAACACCUCAUCUUGUCACAGUGAUAUGCAUACACUUGCAUUCAAACUCAACGAGCGUAUGGUGAAGAAAAAAUGUUGAAGUAAUCGGUUCACUAUAACUGGCUGCUGGUGUCAUAAGUUGGAGGAAAUUGAUAACAAGAGUGUUGCUGGAUUCCUUUUGGGGUUAGGGAUGGGUGUUGUGAUAUUAUUACAUGUAUUUUAGUGUUCUUUUCUUUCAGCAAAAAAGAAUUCCGUUUCGACCUUGCCACCAUCAUCUUAACUUCGAUUUGAGUUCUUGUUGUUUUCCAGUUUUCUAAUUGUUCCUGCAUUUCGUUUCAAGGCCGUGACUGGUGAUCCGACGCAGAAAUGUUCCGUACUUCGCCAAGGAUUAUUGCAGUUUUAACAAGUUCCUUUAUUGCCGGAGUCAUUAUUUUUACCAGUAAUUACUGUAACGUAUAUUUGCCAGAGCAUGCCAUAAGUCUGUCAUCGCCCGAUUCUUCCAUGAACUGAGUCUGAGUUGUCUUAAAGCUGAAUCGAAGCGAUAGUCGAUGCCCCUUCCACGAACAUUGUCAAUGGAUUGUAUUCGAUCUGUUUGUUCGGCGGCAGUACAGCCUGUACAUGUAGAUUAUCGAGUUCUAGAGCUUUGACAACAAGUUUGUGUUGUACAUCCAAAUGACAAUUUCUGCCAGUUUGAAAGGCGACAUUUUUAGAACUUUUUAUUUGUUUUCGUAGUCACUUGCAUGGCUCUUUUAUUUUUAGUAACUGCUAAUAAAGCGUUGUAUAUGUGCAAAAAUGAACUUCAAUUUUCGGUUAUUCCAAUAACUAUCGUAAACCUCGAACUUCGGUUCGUUUGUCAGUGAAAUAAGCACGUUUAGCUACGGAUAAACUGGAAGCUGCUUUCCCGCGUGUUUAGGCGCCUCAUUAUCGGCUUUUGCGAAUUUAGUCUGAAUUGAGUUGAUGUUAAUUUGUUCGGAUGUCAACAUCGUGUAUCUUCGUCACUUCGAUUUUCGAUUUGUCGAGUGUUCUGCUUCUCCGGUAGCUGUCACAGAAUACAAAUGUAUCAUACCUGACUCGUCUAUAUGUCCGUCGGUUUAUUUCGUAGUAAGAAGCGGUUACUUACAGUCUUAUCCGUAGCUAAAAAUUUGUUAUCCUUUUAUCACGCGGGAACACGGCCGCGGAGAAUGAUGAGUAUAACGUUCUCAAGAUAUUGACUGUUCAUUUGAUGAUCUCUCUUUCCCUUUUCCGGUCACAGUUUUGUCGACUUUCCAAAUCGCUCCCGCACUAAACCAUGGGUUUACACUUGAUCCCGUCAAACCCCGUUUGAACAAGGGUGGCGCAAGUCCAGAACUUUUACUGUAUUCUAUGUUUCGAUGGUUGUAACCAGUAGUCUAGGUAAACUAUCGUCCCUCGCUGCUAAUGCGGAAAUAUUAAGUUAACAAAUCGUAACGUUGUGAAUGAAAAGGAAUCGCCUCGAGGAGUCUAUAGUUGUUUAAAGGCUGAAUAUAAGAAAGAUUGAAUCUAAAAUGUCAGGAGGCAGAAUUGAUCUGAUUGUUGCCUUUACAGACCGAACCAAAUUAAAGAGAAAAAUUUUAAAUAACUUCCUAUCCCUUGCCUUACAAUUUGACGUUGUCUCAUUUCAUUUCGCCUCUUAAGUUUCACCACUAUGCGUAAAUCGUUAACCCGCCGCAGUAUAAUCGUUAAACGUAAAAGUAACAGCGUCAUAAAAUAAAACAUGAGAUGUAAAGGUAGUGUGCGAUACAAGAGAUCAACUCCUCGAUAAACCGCGCUAACUCUUCCUAUACCUGUGCGAUUUCGGUCAUCGGAGACCAAUGACCACUUAUGAGUGCGCGAAACCCCGCGCACUUUUCGCGCAAAGAGCGGCUACAGAUUUGUACUUUAACUUCGAUCGAGCAUUGUCUUGGAGGUUUAUGUGAUUCUUGUUACAUUAAUACACAAACAACUGCCCCGAUUGCGCAUCUCUGAUUACUUGUCCCGAAACCGUUGAUACUUUCAGUAUAAACGCCAUCACAUAAACGUCAAUUCGAGGACGGUUUCCUAGCAAAUCAUGCACUGCAAAAUCUAUAUGAGAUUUUCGCUUGGUUUCUCGGAAGCUAUCCGCGAAUUGAAUGCUUUUGUUAUGUAAGAAUACUAAUUACAAGUGAUGGAAGACUCACUUCAAGCAAUAUCAUUCUGACAGAGCUCUUUUCCGGGAGAUCAUCGUUUUAUCGUGAAAAUUGUGGCUAAACCAGUCUCUGACUACGUGCGUCAGUCUUUUUACCGUUACAAACCAAUUUACUUUAGGCACCCUCAUUAUACUAUAUAACGACAUUGCUCUUUCAGUCUUGACAACCGAAAAUAUUUAAUCCUAGUUUUGUUGAUUUCUCAGCGGCGUUUGAUACUGUGGCGCAUAAUUUAGUGUUAAAGAUUUGUCGACGUGUUUUGAAUCCAUUCACACCGAGAAUGCUGUCUCGCAUGGGGACUUUGUUUCCCGUGACAUGACAGGUACAGUAUCGUGUCCUUAACAGCGGCGUACCCAACGACUUCUCCGGACGAUCUCUGUUGGUUGGAAAGUAGUUUUCGUACACUGAUCAGUCACGGGUUCCAUGUUUGUGUUUGUUAGUGGUCGGUCUCGGGUCCUUUUCAUGGAGGCAAAGAGAAAAUACAUUAUGUGUAGCCUGUGAGAUUUUUCAGGAUGGAACCUCAUGUUCAGGGUGCAGAGGAGUUAAGUUUAUAUUUACUAUAUUUACCUCUUAUUUAUUUACCUCUUUAAAUUAAAUAUGCGUUCAAUUUACGAAAACAGUCCGCUGUCUCCAAUCCCAGUAUACUUGUUUGUGACAACUGUGCCCUCUGAAAAGCACUGACCGCUUAACAAUGUAACCAUGGAGCCAUGGAUUGCUUCGUGCUCCUUGCCUCGUACUUCGUGGCUAUCAAGGAAUGAGACUGAAAUCAAGGUCAAACGUAACUUUUCUGCUCCAUGGUGCUACCAUUUCAAAAUAAAUAAAUUUGUUUCUUACUUAGUAAUUUCACAAAGUGAAAUUGGAGACUUUUAUUGAAGCUUGCUUCUGAUCACUCAAAGGAGAAAGUUGUUCUGGAAGGAAAAGGGCUGGGUUGGUGAAACCCAGCGAGUAUGGUUUACGUUGGAUAGAGUUCGCCUUUAUUCUCGAGAUCAAAGUCCCGCAAGUUGUUGGCGGCACAUUUGAGACUCGCUUGAGACUCGCGAGUUGGUGAGUGUCUGGAAGGCAAAAAAGGCUGGGUUGGUGAAACCCAGGAAUUAUAGUUAACGUUGGAAAGAUUUCGCCUUUAUUCUCGAGAUCAGAGUCCCGCAAGUUGUCGACGACACAUUUGACUCACUCGCGUUGUUGGUUGAGUUGGUUAGUGACAGGUGACCCUGACGUAAAAUACGAAGUGCAUCAAUACGAAUGAGCCUGGAUUUCUUCAUUGUUGGCUUCAUCACCGUAAAUGACCUACUAAACACCGAGGGUGUCUAUUUAAUUUUAGGAGUGUUAAAUAGUUAAAAGGCGUUUAAAAGAGAGAGGCGUUUAUUCUCGUGACUUUAACAAGCUCAACAAAACUAAUAUGCUUUCGGUAAAAAGAGAGUUUGAAAAUAGCGGAAUAUUCACUCCAUCUAUUGAUACGUGAGUGAGUGUCUCGAAGGGAAAAAAGGCUGGGUUGGUGAUGGUACCCGCCGCCAGGUUAACUUAAUGGGAUUAGCGCCGGUCUGCUGAGCGGGAGGCCGUAGGUUCGAACCCUGGCCGGACCAACACUCAGGGUCUUUAAAUAACUGAGGAGAAAGUGGUGCCUUUGUAAUAACAUCUGCAAACGGUUAGACUUUCUUGUCCUCUCGGAUAAGGACGAUAAACCGUAGGCCCCGUCACACAAGCCCUUGCACAUGUAAUAAUUAAAUCUGUGGGACGUUAAAGAACCCACACACUCUUCGUAAAGAGUAGGGCACGUAGUGCCCGGUGUAGUGGUCUAUCUCACUUUCACAGUCCUGUAUGGGGGCAUCAUUAAACAUUCCUUCAUUACUUGUAAACUGCACCUUAAGCAGUCGGGCAAAGUCCCCCAACCAGUUUUAUAAAUUAUCCCUGAAAAGCCCUGAAGGGAGUGGAUAAUAAUUUACAGUCUAGGCCGUCUAGAGAUCCAUAUCGUCCCUUCAGAUCCUAACAUCGAUGUCAGUAUCCUCAUUCAGGGUCAUUGUGUUGCCAUCAUUAGUCUCUCCUUACUUUGAACAAGAUAAAAUACACAGAGCCUCGUUAAUAAGGCAAGAAACUGAAUGAAUCGAAUGAUUUUGCUCUCUUUUGCUAAUUCCCGGUAUUUUGGAGUAAUGCUCAUGGGGGGCGUUUAUUAGAGAGGGGCGUCUAAUAUAAUUUAAACAGAGUAGAGGGGUGUUUAGUAGAUAAGAGGCGUUUAUAUAGAAGUGGGUGUCUAUUAGGUCAUUUACAGUAUAUCUAGUGUACAUUGUGAUCUGUAAGUAUUAAAUGAAGUUUGGAGUAUGUUAGUUCAUAUCAAACUUUGGGAACCGGCCGAACUAGCACAUAAAUGCCGGAGGACACCAGUGUAAACGUGGACUUUUUCCCUCGAGUCACAAGCAAGCGAGUGCUUCAAAACUAUUCGAGCGUCGCUCAGGUGAAUCGCCAAGGUCUGUAUGUAUAACGUAGACAAAAUUGGGAGGAGGCGACGAACGCUGUCUGGGAAAAGAAGAGGGGCCUGGGUGGCGAAUCGCUAGUUUUAUUUUUCGCUUAAUUGUCGAAUGCGAGUGGCCGAGACGUUUGUGACAAAAUGCCACUUUCGCGGUCGUACCUUGAAGGAAGUUAUGGCGGGAAGUAAAAUUUGAAGGUGCUGGAACCUAGGCCUCGUUCACGCUUUCCUCUUUUGGAAACUAGUAAUAUUCUCCUGAUUUGUCUUCCGUCCACACGUGUCAUUCGAGUAACCGAAAACGCGACAACCUCUCAAAACCGCUCUCUAGAUUGGACACUUGAAAACGUCAUUUUCCUGUCCUUAACGGUGAUCUUGGAAAACAUGAAAUGUUGGUAUUUAUUUUCGUGCAGGAUAGCAAUAUCUGCAAUGUUUAAGCUGACUAUUUCCGAUGGAGGGUUGUCACAAUAAUGAGGCCUUCCUUUAACACCCCAACCUCGCCAUAUGAUAAAACCAUAUGGAACUUCCGAAGGUAGGGUAACCUUAAUACAAAUCCAGCAGGGUAUCCCUGGUCCUCUUUAAGAGGUUCACUUUUUUUACAGAACACUUGAUCAGGAGUACAUGUAGUAAGGCCUAACAGGCGAGUAACACGGAAGAACUCGGAUGUUGUGGGUUAGACUGCGGGGACCGCGGAGAGGGUGGGGAGCCCGUCACUUUUUGAGAUGUUAGGAGAAAAAGAGUUUUAACAUCUGUCUUAAGCCUUUCAACCUUUUUCUGAUUUUUUACUCCCUUUAUUUGACACUUAACAGCCCUCACAAUUUGGGCCAUUAUUGCUGAAACGAUGUCGGUUAGAUUUCAGAUUUUCUACGUUAAAAUAUUGGUGUUCACAUCUUCUGCAUCAAAGGGAGAGAUUGUUGAGAAAACUUCUUUUAAAAAUUUACGUAGCCCUGUGUUUUAGGUCUAAGCGAACAAUUACUGAAGCUGAGUCAGAAGAUCAAACAAGCGAGCUUGACUCGUCCCCAGCCAUCUUUCAACCUCAAGAGAAGCGCGGCUCCCUUCGGUCACGCUUCUCCCGUUUCGCCCCCAGCCUGUUGGAAGUUAUUUAACCGCCAGGGCCUUGGCUUACUCUAUCCUGUCUAAAUAUUUUGAGACUGGAAGAAGUUUAUCUUUCUAGCUUCAAGGAGCGCAAGCUUAGUUUCCGACUAAUUUCUCAAGCCUUAUCGGCAACAUAAUAAAUUAGUGCAUUGCUAUUAUUAAAGUCUAAUAGUUUUGUCUUGUUUCGUAUACAUUUUUCGCCAUUUCGUGGGAGUACCAGCCCGGCCCGGCCUCCCCUUUCCUUCCCCUCUCAGCCCUGUUCUGCGGUCCUUGGACAAGACGUAAAAAAGCUUGGCGGUGGAAGUCACUGUCCGCUUACACAGAGGAACUGGGGAGAAUUUGAUUCAAGGCCAACUCGGAUUUUAAAAAAACAUCCGUCUUCAACUAGAAACAUAAUGAGAUAUGUGUGGACCGACAAAAACAAUGAAUGCAUCGUUUGAAUGAGAAGUUUGUGAAAACGGAUUUGUUUGGACCGGGCCUUAAGAGCUUCAAAUGAUUUCUGUUGUUGGCAUCGUCACCUCUUUUUCAGUGAGGUUCCACUGUGAGAAUUAAGAAAAUUGUCAAAGUGUCGGAAUUUUGAGAACAGCUGUUUAAAAACAAGGCUCUUGUUUCAGGUAAUUUAUCGUUGCGUAAAAAUAAUAGUUUAAGUCCAUCAGAAAGUCUUGUUAAAGCAGGGAGGAAAGGCGGCUUCAGGUUGACGUCAGUGACGUACUUUAUUGGUACUCAAUUUCGCGUUGUUCGCGAUUGUAAAGAGCUCGCGAAAUCAAAGACCCGUGAAUUUAAAUGUUGUAGAAAAUUCAUAACACAAAAAAGAUUUAUUAACCUGUAAUAGCAACAACAUAUACAGGACAAGUGUGGACAAAUACACAAAUUGUGAACUGGUUUUACUGCAACGUUUCCUUUUGUAUCUUCAGUAAUUUUUGUGAAAAAACGUCAAUUUGACACAUUGCUUGUUCCGGUUUAUCAAGAAAUUUUUAAUGAGUUCAGACUAAAAUGAAGUCGAGAUCGCGAAAUAUAGUGUCCUUUUUUCAUAUUUGGCUGUUGAAAUCGCGAAAACAAAACCCCGCCAAAUAUUGUCUCACAAAAAUCGUGAAAUGAAAUACAAGAAGUGCAAGAAAUAAGGAUGAAAAAAAGGGAAAAGAGGAGUAUCACCCCCUUUACGGCGUUUGAGGUCUAGCGGACGUUCCUUGCUCAUUACUGGAACAUUCUGUCCGGUUGUAUACACUUAUCAAGGCUUUGACCAGAUGACUUCUCCUACAUCCAGACACCGAGACGGAAAUUCGGUUUAUCCGAGUGUUUUUAGGCGAUAUCAGUUUUAAAGCGAUUUUGAGGUGUUUUGGAUAUUGGAUGAUGAAACGCUCGUCCCGGUGUUUGGCAUAGCUUCGUGACCGAAUAUUAAAUAACGAAUACUGAGUUCGCAACCUCCAAGUAACAGAUAGAGCCCGGAUGUAUGCCUCUCCCCGGCGCACCCAAUCAUUGAUCAAGAAGCAAAAACACUCUGACCGAUCACGUAACUAUGCUUUAGAACCGAAGCAUGGCCCCGCAAAGCGUCUGUUUAGAUCAGACGAGUGAACGUUAUGGAGUAAUAACCGCCUCGUUACUUACUUCCCUAGGCUAAACUUAGACUGGAAGCCCAGUCCCACUUUGAGCAGAGAAGUGUUUCUGUUCAAGUUGUUCCUGUUUGUUCGGCCAGUAUUGUCGUGCUCAAAUUUUAGCACGGUUUCUUCCUGUGCUAGUGUUUAUCUCUAAGUUCGACUUUGUUUCUAAAGAAAGGGAAAUUAAAAUGUUUGAUAGCAGGUUAUGUUUGUCUAGAAGCGUUAACAACAAUUGGGAAGUAAAAGAGACAUCAACUCCUUCUCAUUUGGCUCAGUAGUGCACCUGCUGCUGCUGAUCCAAAGAAACAAAGUUAUGGAAGGUCUGACUGCUGACAGCCAUUGCAAACACGAACUCACACUCGUCUCGAGGUGACACUCUACAAGACCUUCUCCCGUCGCUGGAGUCAUAACUAAACUAAAACAAUAGGAUUUAUCACAAUACGUACGCAGUACAAGCACACGCAAUUUGUAGAUAAAAUAUUUUUAAUGGAUGUGCUCCUUAUAUAUUAAAUUAAAAGAGUAUUGUGUCAAUUGGAUCCUGAUUGAACUUGUAUAGAAAUUUUUUUCCCGUAAAACAACGCUUUCUUGAGUCAAGAGUUGUCCAGAAGUUUGUCAUUUUCUUUCGCCAGUCCAUUUUACGUCGUCCUCAUAUAUUUGCAUUGAAACUGGGAUAUGAGUCACAAAAAUGUGGUCAGUCUUCGUUUACCGAAGAACCGCCAAGAUUCAGUAUAAUUGACCGUCAUUCGGUGGUCCCUCAACUUUGCUAUUCAUUUUCGAAUACCUGUUAUUUGAAUAACGUCGUUGUUUAGUUCAAAAUUGUCUGCUGUACAUCAUUAGUUAAUAAUUAAGCAGCUGGGGCAGCUGAACAGCUGGGCUUUACAAUUCCAAACGUUAAGAGCCUGUAAUCUAUACGCGGUUGCCUAGGAAACUGCCAGUAAUGGUACCCUAAUAAGACUCGAAGUAGGCGCCAAUAGACACAUUUAUGAGAUAUGACUCGCUCAGUGACCCCAAGGAAUCGUUAUACUCAAGCUCAGUGAAAGAACUUACUAAGUAAUCCAAUCGAUAGCGACACUAAUUGGAUUUUGCGAGAUAACUGACAAACUGUGUCAAGUGCUCUUCUUACGGACACCUCUCUGCUACACACGGAAGACCUUUUAUACAGCUCCUGCCUUUGUAAUAGGGCAAUUUAAGCAAGCAAGACGGCGACAGAAACGGCCGGACGUCAUUUUUAAAGCGCAUUCGCGCUCUUUCAAAAUUUAUGGUGGUUAUUUCGACUGGCUCAAUUCGUCAAUUGAAGGCGCGUUUUCCUGGAGUUCAAUUUUUAGAGAGCACAUCAAAGUUUUAAAAUAGAAUGUAAAAGUUGUCGUUGAGUGUCUACGUCCUCUAUAAUACAUAGUUGCAACGGUUCACGUUGUAGUUAUGCAGUGAGGGUGAGUCGCCCUCUUCGUUGCUUGAACUUCCUAAAACAAAGACAUCUGUAUCAUAUACUUGUUAUUUCUCCCUUGAGCUGUAUUUCUAUUCUUUUCUCACUUUUUUUUUUCUAUUUUCGUAACUUUCUUUGCGCUGGAAACUGAAAAUGUUUAUUAGAGAUUUUCGACACCUGACCGCUCUCCUAUACAGGGCCACUGUAAGUCGUAGAAAUGUUUUUGAAUGAUGAGUGAAUCACCUACGAACAAGCAGUUCUAUACCUUAAAUACAUUGACUGUGAAUUCAUUACGAAUUUAGAGACGAUUUUGUCGUAGUCACCCGCUCCCCCCUCAAGGAAAAAAUACAUUAGUUUGUCCACUUGUCAAGAAUCUCGUAAGAUAUUAAAUGAUAUAUUUUCACAUUUUGUUAAAAGUGGGUAUAUCUCUACUGUAAGCCAAGCGUUUGGAAGAUACUGAGCCAUUCGUCAGUUCCGUACUCAGCAGUUUGAUCAGUGAUUUUAUUCGUGACAAAAUUGCAGUACAUAAAGGCUUAAUAUGAACAAGUCAUUGCUACGUCUUACGACAUGUCGGCCUCAGAUACUUUCUCUUGUUAACCUGAGUAUCAAUAUCAGUUUAACCAGUCUAAAGUGACCGCAUUUUGUCCGCCGUUUUUUUUUUUCAUAGUCUUAUUGGUUUGCUCUUCCCAUUGGUGUAGAUGAGGGAGCAGGGCCAGACCCGUGUCCCGUGCAAUGCUUCUAUUACGGUGCAGCAAGCAAGUGAAUUCUCCUAAAGAAACUAUUCUUACUUGCUUUUUUUUAAAAUGUAGCAACAAAAGGAGAAGGCCAUUUUAGUGAUAAAAGGUGUAGUCUUUCUCUGCAUAACCAAAGGCGCCUUGCCCGUGCCGAACAUUGAACGAUAUUUUGGGGUUUGGUUCAUGAAAUUUUGUCUUUGUGCAUUAUAACGCUAAGAUCUUUAAACAACACUGUUAGCUUUAUCAUGAUUAUUCGUUUUAAAAUUUAAAACCUGGUCCUUGGAUCCCCAACGUGUUAAUUACUCUUGCGGUGUCAUUUUUAGUAUUUUUUCCGAGGCAGGGAAGCAUUCGAAGUGUUACAUACUUGUAGCCUUUAUCUUUAUUACUAUGUCAUACGCCCCUGACUUAUUUUGUCGUGAAAUUCCUGAUCGUCAAAUAAAGCAGAGUACCCGCUUGAAAUAUCAUUCACAUGACUCGAGUUUACAACCAAGUAUAAUCAUAUUAAACGCAUGAAAUCGAGAGACUUGACAUUACUGUUCAACAAUUUUGCACAUUUUGUACUCAGUUUAUGUGAAACAUGUAAAAAAAAUGGGAAAGCCUGUUUAGCCGAGGUUUUGCGCAAUAUCAAGUUUGUAGAAUAUUUUUCUUUUUUACAUCGUGCAAGUUGAAUCAAGCAGAAUUGAACAAUGUCUUUCCUAUUCUUUUUCCAAAUAUUUUCUGUUUGUGGAUUGCUAUUCUAAAAUAUCCAUCCAGCAAAGACAUCCUAAAAAAUGUAACGUAUUAAAAUUUUGUAAUUGAGAAAACCAAUUUGCGAGUCACUUAAAUAGCAUGUGCAGCCGUGGCUGAAAUAUGUUAAUCCCUUGCGCCACGUAUUUUAUUGAGUUAAAGAUAUUGCUUUAAAAUUACUUUAGUUUGUGACGAGAGAGGAGCUUCUUUUCUCGGUUACAAGAUUAGUUUUGCUUGCGUGGGAACUUUCCAUUGGUAUUGUUUUACAAAUGUAGUGUGUUUGCAAAGACUUUUGUUUCGAGCGGGUGUGUAAAACAAUGCCAGGGAACAAAACACACUUUUCACACAAAGACAAACACGUGCUCCAGAAUAUGGCCUUGUAAUGUUUUAUUUACAUUUUGCUUUAUACCGACAACAAUGGUCCCGUUGAAGAAUCAUGUAUCACGGCGCUUCGAAGCAGUAGAUCAUUCCAAAAGUCGAUUGUUUAUUUUUUACAGCCAAUUAGCUCAAGUCGUUCUCACGACCCCGGGCUUAAGCUCUUCCGAGUACCCCUUACGUCAAAGUAAAGUAAAAUAAAAAGUGGUUAAAAUGAUCCUAAUAAUAUCGACUUCAUACGCUAUGGCUUGGUGAAAAGUAUCACUAAUUUGUCAAGUAGACUUCAAGUCUCGGGCGUUAAAUGGCGUUAAUGUGAUAUAAUUGUCAUGAAAUAUUGCUUUGAUUGCACGAGAGUACCGUUUUUUCUUUUCUUGGCGCGAGUAGAGGUGAAUGCGCGAGUCUUCUGUUUUAACCUUAUUAGCAUAGCGCGUGCAGGGAACGCUUUGUUUUUGAGUGCCGAGUGACCAAUCACAUUGCUUCGUUCUCACGCUAUCAGUCUCAGCUGCCAGUGAAAGCCAAAAUACCAUUCAUCUGACAAAAAUGCAGGCUCUUUAAAAACAAAAUACGAUGUUAAUAAGCUGGGUUUGGGAACUCGGAGCAAGAGAUUUUCCCACGGCUGGGAAAGUAAAUAAAAACGCUGUGCUCAACCCAACUCGCGUUCAUUUGUCACUUUCUUCGGUAGUAGAAGGAUAGGGCCGACAUUGUUCCCUAAUUUUUUGUUUCUAAAAUUAAGACGAUCAAACCAAAUACCCAUGGUUCAGGAAUCUUCCAAGUUGGAGAAAGAGAAUGAUUCGGAAAGUCGAAAGGUAAAAUCUCUCUUCUCCCAUUUGUAAAAGUAUUUGCAAUCUUCGAUCCCUUGAACCAGACUUUCAAAAAUUUUAACUUGAAAAAAAAUGUAUUUUUUUUAAUACUUUGUGGUUAAACAAUAUUAUUUAAUGAAAGUUAUCUUAGUAUCUUGGAAAGAGCGUGCUGAUCAUAAUGUCGACUGCUCAACUUAUGAGCUGUUCUGUUUCGAAUGUCAUUUAAUUGAGAUGAAUUAAUAUCCCGGCCAUCUUUCUUGUUUUUUUUUUCUGUAGUGGUCUAAGCCAAUUAUGGAGAAAAGAAGGCGUGAGCGAAUCAACCGAAGCCUUGAAGAACUUAAAAGACUUGUUCUAGAAGCGCAGAACAGAGAUGUAAGUCUGCUGUGUCAGCAGCAAAACAUUGAUACAUGUUCAAUACAGUUGACAUCCGUAUUUUUUAAUUUAAAACUUUUUGUUUUGUCCAGAUACAAGUUUAUGAACUCGUUAAAGUUACUCGUUCUAUCCAACUUUAUGCAUGAAUGGGUCUGCUUUGAUCUUUGUCUUGUCUGUGAAUGAAACGGGUUUAUUUUCACGGAUGCCUAGUAUAGGUGUCGCGAAUUUCUCUCUAAUCGAGAAAGUUUGAACAGUUUUUAAUGUCACAUCUGUCUCGUUGCGAAAGCCGAUCGUGACAUACUGCCGCGAAUCACUGAUUCGAUUAGACAUUUUACAGUUUUUGCAAUAUGGUCUUGUGAUUAUAUCUCUUUCCCACGUCAGUGUUAAAUACUACUUCAGCCACUUUCGUGUGAAUGUUCACAAUUUUGAAUUUCUUUUGCCCAUGGUUUGUCAGUUAACCAUAGCUAGUUAACUGCAUUGGUUACGUGACUGUUAUGUUUGUCUCCACUACGGGAAGUAUUAACGUUCCUUAUUGUAAUCGCAUUUGUAGAGUUCAAGAUACACAAAGCUUGAAAAGGCCGAUAUCUUAGAAAUGACAGUUCGCCAUCUACGUAGCUUGAGGCAUCACCAGCGAGGUAAGACAUAAGUACCAAUAACUUUAUAAUGAUGACUUAAUGAAUCAGUCUGAAUCUUGAGGUGGUAUAUUUAAUUUAAUUACUUAACCGCGAGAAGGGAAUAAAAAGGCAGGUUCUUUUACUUUGUGGCGGAUCUCCGGUAUUGGCAGGUGCUUGGCGGGCGGAACAUCUGCGGCAAAAGCUUUCUUUAAUUCUCUAAUCAACGGACUAUUAGCGUUGAACCUGCAAAAAAGAGAAACUUACCGCUUAAUUACGUUAAUAGCUUGGGGCGGCAUUUGCACCGCCCUGGCCACGCUUGGUCAUGAAAGAAGAAAAAAGUUCUUAGAGAAUACUAGUGGCAAGAACAAGAUGUGAUGAAAAAAAUAUUGAGGCAUUUGUAAUGUUCAAGUAUCUUUUGUAGCGUAUUCAGUGUGCAUUAGUAGAAUGAGAUCUUCAAUUGGCUGCUUAAUUUGAUUCCCUUUAGGCAAUUUGUAAUUUUUUCUUAUCGAAAUUGUUCAAUAAAUCUAUAACCGCUUGUUUGCAAAACUUUUCACUCCAUUAUCGAUUGUUGUGAUUAAAUUCACUUCCGCUUCUUAUGUCUAAAAGUAGAUUUGCAGGGGGGCAGUCUUUUGGGCUUAAAAUUCUAAGAAAUUGCAAUGUUAAACGAAGUUUUCACGUUUCAAACCUAUUGUCUUGUGGAUAACGUUAUCGUUAAUCGGCAAAAAUAACCAGCAACGGGAACAGAAUGAGAUGAUAUAAAUGUCUCAAUAGUUUCGAUUAACAAGAAAAAAGUUCUUUGAAAGUUUGCUUUUUCUAUUAAAAGGAAAAACAAAUUAAUUGCAAAAACAUGAACUAAAUUUAGUGAACUUUAUUUCAAAAUCAGUUUCCCUUCUUGUUCUUGGUAAAUUGGAUUUAUUCUUUUUUCUGCACUUAGCCUUUUAGUAUGACAACUUAAGGGAACCGUUGAGCCACACGUGUGAAGUUUUUUAUACAUAAGUAUUUAAUAUUUGGUUGAAAGAAACUGUGUCACGAAAAUUAGCCAAAUUCAGUAACUGGCAACCAAGCGAAAUAUAAAAUCAUAAAUCAUAUAAAAGCUAAAAUCAUUUAAGGAUGUUGUACAUAACUCAGCAGAUACAAAAAAAAAAGACACGGUUGGGAAAAAUUAAAGAAGAUAAAACGGAUUGCCGUUGAGUUUUUCGAAAACUGGUUUUCAAAGUUCAUCCUUGCUGUUUGUAAUUUAUAAUAUAACCCUCGAAAGACAUGAUUGUUACGAAGCUUUGAUUUUGUAAUUUACAAGUAAUUUCAUUGUAAGCCUACGUUAAAUUCCCGGCCAGCUAAUGAAAAAGUGAUGGACAAUACCAAACAAAGUAGACUGCGUUAAGCCAAUUAAUCUACGAUAACGGCCGUUUAAUGAACUCUUUCAGUUUCACUAGUCACAGUAGAAUAAGAACGAGUUAGUGGGGAAUUAUGUUGGCUUGAGCUUUCUCCGAAAAUUAACUGUUGUUGCUCUUUUUUUUCACACAGUGUUGGCUUCGUCAGACCCGCACUUACUGCUGAAGUAUCGCGCGGGAUUCAGCGCUUGUGUAGCGGAAGUGUCAGAGAGUGUGGUCAGAGACGAUCGUUUGGCACCUGACCUAAAGGUGCAAAUCUUGUCUCAGCUUGCCAGCUGCCCCAGCUCACCAAGAGUAACAAACGAUAUUCCGAUACAUCCAUCGCUGACAGGAAUCCCAGCAUCUAUCAAGUUCGAGGCCUCUGGGGAUCUCGCUGUGAAAGAACCACGACAGAUAUUCCUUAGAGAGCCCCUAGAAUCCGGCUCUUCGUCAACUCGGGCCACUAUCUCGCCAUAUGUGGUUCAAAGACACCGGAUACUUCCUUCGACUGGGACCAUUCCAAUGCAAUAUCUGCCGGUAUUAAGCACCGAUUCUGGGAGCUCCACAGGGGUACACCGUGCUUUGGUCCCAAGUAGGACUUCAUCGGGUUUACACCUAACGGACCCCCUCUGGCGACCGUGGUGAUAAGUAUGGCAGAGGUAUUGGAUAACUUUUGCCGGGGCAACAGAGUAUUAGUAGGACAAGAUUUUGUUCAAAUUGUUUAAUGUUACUUCCAACACUUGUAAAAUAAGUUUAAAUAGAUUGUUUUAAUACUAAUAUUAUAUAUUUGCUGGAGAC
Molecule: messenger RNA, 32688 nt
Organism: Porites lobata
Lineage: Eukaryota; Metazoa; Cnidaria; Anthozoa; Scleractinia; Poritidae
Source: the annotation of a GenBank genome assembly